Molecule: messenger RNA, 2180 nt
Organism: Alternaria rosae
Lineage: Eukaryota; Fungi; Ascomycota; Dothideomycetes; Pleosporales; Pleosporaceae
Exons: 8
Coding region: 318-2180 (620 amino acids)
Source: RefSeq, a predicted model, not a curated record
AACAGUAUCUCCUGGCCAUAGCGGAGCUCGUCUCGCUACAUGAACAUCUUGCAUCCAAAUGAGCCAUUCAUUCGUGUGCUCACCAGCUAGAUGCGUCCUGGCACCGAGACCCUAAUCAUCAAGGCCGCUAAUCAUCGUAACUGGAACCGUUAGAGCAUACUCACCAUGAAACGUCGCAUACCUAUAUCUUUGUUGCGGCUCUGCGGCAACAGAGAAGGGAUUGAAACAGUGACAGCUUUAACCGAUAACGAUGAAAACUCCAAGUCGCCACCUCUCAUCUUCGCCUAAGCAUUCUUUUCACAUAUUUCCGAUUGACAAUGCGUUUUCCCAUCUUCCUUAUCACUUCAUUCUUCGCGCUGGUAGCAGCCUCGAAUGUUCCAUCCAAUGAUCUAUCUGAUCAGCCUCUACAGGGUAGCGACACUUUCACUAGCCCCAGGGAUGCCGACAUCGACAAGACAUGUAGACGCCUACGUACGUUGACACAGCUUAACAAGAUCGCACAUAACGAGACCCUCCUGGACACGAUAGACAUCCGCGACAAGCUCACUCAACAGCGUAUCGACUGGAUCAAAAGUAACAGUGCCGACAUCACGGCCAAACUAAAUGAGCUAACAUCCAACUCAACACUCGCGGCGGAAUGCGACACUAUCAAUGCGCAGCGCGAGACAGCUCGUCAAUGCAAGAUAUUGCAGAUGUUGGAAAGACUGGUAAAUUCAACAAACGGCCAGGAUGGUGUCGAUCGGGGACCUGCUGCCGACCUUUUUAGCGAUGAGCAGAAGCAGAACCUACAACAAAAGUUCGAGAAAGCGGAACUCAAGCUGCAGCAACUUAGGAGCAAUGCCACGUUGAUACGUCUCUGUCAAGGCGAUGUUGGGUUCCAGCAAAGUGGCGCCAUUGGAAGUCAAUUGGUGGACAACAGCGGCGCUAUCAGCAUGACGAAAAGUACUGCAAGCAGUCAGAGCAUCGGUGUAGAAGACAUCGAGAUGAUCAUGACGAGCAACAUCGAAUGCGCAUCCGUGCAUGAUACUCCCAUACCUAGUGGUAUGGCAACAUUCAACUUCGGCGACCCACCCCCGGGCCUUAACCUUAGCGAGUCACGGACAGUCGGAAACAGCGUUGUCGCAAUCAUCUUGUUUGUUCUUUCUGGUGCCUUCGUCGCACUGAGGCUGUUUACGCGCACAAAGUUGAAACGGGAACAGCUGGGAUGUGAUGACUACUUAAUCGUUGCCGGGUUGGCAUUGAACGCGGGAAAUCUUGCGUGCUGCAUUGCUGGCGGUUUCUUUGGUCUGGGCCGACAUAUCUGGUCGCUGGGGCCAGAGCAAAUGCGACAUAUCACUAUCAUCACCUUCGCAUACGUCUUUGUCUACGCUUGGAGUGUCUGCGUUAUCAAACUCUCCAUCCUCGCUUUGUACCGACGCAUCUUUGGUAUAAACAUGCUGGGCUGGUUCUGUGUUGGUAUGACGGCUGCCUACCUGAUCACGAACCACGUCGUCCUGCCAUUGUACACCCGACCGUUGAGCUACUACUGGGACCAAUGGAACGGGGCUCAAGGAGAGAUUCUCGUCAAUGAAGCGAAGUUCUACCUUGGCGCCGGCAUCUUCAAUCUCCUCGGUGAUGUAUGCAUACUCUGUAUACCAAUAUCUCACGUUGUCAAGUUGCAAAUGGAAAAAACACAAAAAGUGGCCAUCUGCUUUAUCUUCCUGCUCGGCAGCUUUCGUAGUGUGUGCUUUGCUUCGCUCUAUCGUAUUAUCACGAUCGUCCGAUUGAUGGCAGCGCAAGACAUCAGCUGGAAGAAGAGUGAUGUCUUCAUAUGGUCGUCCGUUGAGCCUUCUAUUGGUAUCAUCUCCGGGUGUCUCCCAACGCUUCAGCCUUUUUUCAUUCGUACGACGCACGCGUUGGCAGGCGCAUUCGGCGCUACACCAAGCCAUGUUCCGGAGCAGGAGGGCAUAGAGAGUCGUGAGACGGCGUCGAGAACCGUGAACGCUUGGACGGAACGCUGGGGGAGGACUCGUCCAGCCGAAGAGGAUUUGUGUUUGACUACGACAACAGUGUGUGGAUCUGCGAACGAGUGCGAUGGUAUCACCUGGCAAGACUUCAUCCUGGGACCUCAGGUUGAGAGGAGGAUAACUAUGACGCAUGAGUUUGUGAUGAACGAGAGCAUUCGAAGCCGCGGUAGCUAG